This is a messenger RNA of Populus euphratica (Euphrates poplar), 1176 nucleotides long. Its product is annotated as homeobox-leucine zipper protein MERISTEM L1-like. The record is from RefSeq and is a predicted model, not a curated record. The coding region runs from base 1 to 1176 and encodes 391 amino acids. NCBI's taxonomy places the organism in Eukaryota, Viridiplantae, Streptophyta, Magnoliopsida, Malpighiales, Salicaceae. Gene Ontology annotation, molecular function: lipid binding. The transcript has 6 exons.
AUGAAUAUUUUCCAGAUGGACAUGUCCGAGUCGGAGGAGAUCAGUCAAGAUCAGGAGAUAAGCAGUGAUGAAGAAAUGAUGCGUCCUGAUAUCACUGAUGCGAGCUCAGUCAAUGGUGAUGGUUAUAGUACUGAUAGUGAUUAUAGUGAAAUUGAUGAUAAUGAAAAUACGGAGAGUUCGGUUGAAGGGUUAGAGGAGAUGAAGAGUACUACUGACGAGGAAUUAGGGUUUGAUCAUGAAAUAAAUCCACAGGAUGAUAGCAUGAUCCAAAAUAAUGGAUAUGUUCCAUUCAAUUCAGAUAAUUAUCAGUCCCCUCAGCUUUCUCCUCGAAGUGAGGUUGAGUCCGUGUCAUCCACAAACAUGCCUUUGGAAAUAAAUGAUCGAGCUAGUGACCUUUUAAUGGCAGUCUCAGUUGGUUCUGAUGCAAACAAGAAAAAAAUCAAUGCGAUGGCUGUUUCAGCCAUGGACGAGCUAGUAAGGAAGUGCCUUGCAGGAGAACCUCUAUGGCAGCACCGACAAGAUUGUGACCUUGAGAUUCUAAAUGAAGGAGAAUAUAUAAGAGAAUUCCGUCCAUUUGAUGCAAGUCUAGGAGAGCUAAUGAGAAUAAUUGAGAUGGAAGAUUCUCAAAAUCUUGCAAAGUUAUAUGAGAGCAAUGCAAGCACUAAUGGAACUCAACACAAACCCAUGUUUCAGCAAGAUGCUGAAAAAAAUUUCCUUCAAACUGAAGCUUCAAGACAUAUAGGGUUUGUUCGUAUGGAUGCUACCAGCCUUGUUGAGUGCCUCAUGGAUGUGAUGAAGGCAGAGUUUCAUAUGCCUACACCACUUGUUAAUAUUCGAGAGAGUCAGUUUGCAAGGUAUUGUAAGCAGAUAGGGCCUGGAACAUGGGGAGUUGUUGAUGUAUCCUUGGACAGUCUAUUCCCUUAUCCACUAGUAAUUUUUCGGAGAAGACCAUCAGGUUGUUUAAUCGUAGAAAUGCCGGAUGGAUACUCUAAGGUUAUUUGGGUUGAGCAUGUGGAAGUGGACAAUAAAUUUGUCCAUAGAAUGUUUUGGCCAAUUGUUCUCCCUGGUUUUGCAUUUAGCGCCAGGCGUUGGGUUGCCAGCAUAGUCCGACAUUGUGAGCCACAACAAUACCCCGAAAUGGGAAAGCAAGUGUGCUGGGGCUGGCUCGUAAAAUGA